AUGGGGCUGCAUUCGGCCCAGAAGAAGCACUUCCCCCUGCGGGGGAUCGAAGGAGUGGUCCAGUUGUUUGAUGCUGAGCUCCGAAAACCCGAACCAGACCUGGCACUUCUUUCCCUUGUCUUGGGAUUUGUUGAGCAUUUCCUGGCUGUGAAUCGGGUCAUCCCCAUAAACGUUCCCGGGGUCAGGUUUGAGCCACUUGAGCCAGACUGUCCCAACUCGUGCUUCCCUACAGUGGAGCUGGGAAUGAUCUCUGCACUGCAUGAGCGCUUCACGGCCCAGAUCCGUGGUGCAGUGGAUCUGUCCCAGUACCGGCGGACUGCUGGAGGGUCCAGUAGGGAACUUGUGAAGAAAGUGUCAGAUGUCAUCUGGAACAGCCUGAGCCGCUCUUACUUCAAGGACCGCGCCCACAUCCAGUCUCUCUUCAGCCUCAUCACUGGGACAAAAUUGGACAGCUCUGGGGUGGCGUUUGCAGUGGUGGCUGCCUGCCAGGUCCUGGGUCUGAAGGACGUCCACCUGGCCCUGUCCGAGGACCAUGCAUGGGUGAUCUUUGGAAAAAAUGGUGAGGAAACAGCCGAGGUCACCUGGCACGGCAAAGGCAACGAGGACCGUCGAGGACAAACAGUUACUGCAGGAGUCAGCGAGAGGAGCUGGUUGUACCUGAAGGGCUCCUACAUGAAAUGUAACAGAAACAUGGAGGUGGCCUUCAUGGUUUGUGCCAUCAACCCCUCACUGGACCUGCACACUGACAGCUCUGAGCUGCUGCAGCUGCAACAGAGGCUGCUGUGGCUGCUCUAUGAACGAGGAGACCUAGACAGAUAUCCAAUGGCCAUGGGCACCCUGGCAGACCUCGAGGACCAGGAUCCCAUCCCAGGCAAGGAAAGCCCCCUCAAAAUCCACCUCAAAGCUGUGAGUUCUGCUCAGAAGUACUACAACAACGAGCACAUCUACCCCUUCAUGUACCUGGCUGGCUUUCAUUACAGACACAGGAACGUCCGGGAGGCACUGAGGUCCUGGGCAGAAGCAGCUCAGGUCAUGCAGGACUAUAACUAUUUCCGUGAGGACGAAGAGAUCUACAAGGAGUUUUUUGACAUCGCCAAUGACGUCAUCCCCACCCUGCUGAAAGAGACGGCGUUGGCGGCUGAAAAUGCCGGGGAGGCAGGAGAGGGAGGCGAGGGACCUGAUAAGGACCAGCCCAAGCAAGCUGCGGCCCUCUCAGCCCUACAGGACCCAGAAUGCUUUGCCCACCUGCUGCGCUUCUAUGACGGCAUUUGUAAAUGGGAGGAGGGCAGUCCCACGCCUGUGCUACAUGUUGGCUGGGCCACCUACCUGGUCCAGUCUCUCAGCCGCUUUGAGGCACAGGUGCGUCAAAAGGUGUCGAUCAUCACCAAGGAGGUAGAGUCCCAGGAUGAUGAUGACCAGUCCAGUGAUGACCCACGGGAGGGCCGCAGACGAGGCCCAAGGAGGGAGUCCAAGCUGGAGGAGCAGAGCUCCCUUCCUGCUCCUGCUCCACUGGCCUCCACCUCCCCUCCCACCCAGCCAGCAGCCCAGCCCAAGAAGGUGGGAGAGGUCGGGGGCCGCAGACGCUCCUCCCAGGGCUUGCGGGCCGGAGACGCCGAAGGAAAGUCGCCGAGCCCAGACCCGUCGUCUUCGCCCCCGUCCCAGCAGCAUCCCUCCCCCUCGGCAGGCCCGGUCGUGGUCUUUCAGAGUGAAAAGAUGAAGGGCAUGAAGGAGCUGCUGUGUGCGGCCAAGGUGAACUCCAGCGCCAUCAAGCUGCAGCUCACCGCCCAGUCGCAGGUGCAGAUGAAGCGUCAGAAGAGCACACCUCCAGGGGAUUACUCCAUGUCCUUCAUGAAGCGCCAGCGCAAAUCGCUGUAGACUUGUCACUUGUCGUAGGAGUUGUUAAGACUUGGUAGGACAAUAGUUCCGUUGUACUGUGAAAGGCAACACAGGCACUCACGAAAACACAUCCACCUCGCUUUUGUUUGUGAAUGUUUCUACUAGUGUUUUCAUCCUGAAGUUCCUUUCAGUCAUCAGCCUCGUAAUUUCUUGCGAUAUAUUUUCUUUGCACACAUGAUUUUGAGUUGAACAUCACAUCAUCAAGCUUGAACUGAAGUAGAGACCAUUUCAUUUCAUCUCUAAUUCGUUAAUGACUGCCUCGAUUAAGAUUGUAAACCUACAAUUGUGGUCAGUUUGCUGUUCACAUGGGCAGGCAGUUGCGCGUUAAAUGUUAAAUUAUCAUUGACUUGUGUGUUGAGUUUUGAAGUUCUGAAAGCCAAAGCAAUGUGGAAGAUCAGCACUUGAAAUAUGUUUUUACAAGUGUGUAAAUAUCAAGUUGCACCAUUAUGAACCAUUCAUUUUCUCCGCCAUUCAUCAGUUUGACUGAAGCCUUUGGAAGUGAUUUAUUUAGGAUAGUUACCAUGUAACAUUGUCCACUUCUGCUCUAUUAAUAGCUUAUCUCUUGCUAGCUAUAUGUUGCCUUACUUUGCCUGUUAUUUUCUAAUGUAGGUGGCCUUUAGAUGUGAGGAUAGCUGAGGUAGGCCAAUUUCUAAUUAGAGAAAACAAGAAAGACCAUGCACUGUUGAAAGGGAACCACUAAAGUGGUCCUGCUAUGUUGUAUUUGCUUCAUAACUUUUUUUUUUUUUUUUUUUUUUUUUUUUUUUUAAACUGCAGGUAAUAAAGAUCUGAUGAAAAUGUGA
Molecule: messenger RNA, 2696 nt
Organism: Myripristis murdjan (pinecone soldierfish)
Lineage: Eukaryota; Metazoa; Chordata; Actinopteri; Holocentriformes; Holocentridae
Gene: men1
Product: multiple endocrine neoplasia I
Exons: 9
Coding region: 1-1875 (624 amino acids)
Biological process (GO): negative regulation of cell cycle; negative regulation of cell population proliferation; regulation of transcription by RNA polymerase II
Cellular component (GO): histone methyltransferase complex; chromatin; nucleus
Molecular function (GO): Y-form DNA binding; transcription cis-regulatory region binding; chromatin binding
Source: RefSeq, a predicted model, not a curated record